AUGAUUGCCCUCGCCAACCCAGACGCAGCCGCGGAAACUAUCGGCUAUUGGGCUUGCACUGGCGAUCCGGCGUGCAAGAUCUCCUACGGUGAAUCGGUUGAGCGGGGAACCAUGGCUGUAGUGAGGCAGGUCCACAAAAUGCAUGAGAGCUGCCCCGAGACCCAAUUCGUACUUGUCGGGUUCGGUCAGGGUGGUCAAAUCAUGGAUAAUGCGCUUUGUGGCGGUGGUGAUCCCAUGGUCGGCUUUACUAACAACACUGUUCAGAUCUCAGACAGUGCUGUCAAGAUGAUCAAGGCGGCCAUUUUCUUUGGUAAUCUCAGAGCACAGUACGGUCUUCCAUAUCAAGUCGGUUCCUGCCGUUCCGGCGGUAUCGACCCUCGUCCAGCUGGCUUCGUCUGCCCUCACGCCGAUAAGAUCCAAUCGUACUGCGACGCCUCGGACGCGUACUGCUGCACCGGUAAUAAUCUAACUGCCAUUCAGGGCUAUACAGACGCUCAUGGCCAGGAGGCUGUUAAGUUCGUCACCAGCAAGCUUAGCGCCAACAAUACCCGAUGCGCGACAAAGCGGUAG
Molecule: messenger RNA, 570 nt
Organism: Scedosporium apiospermum
Lineage: Eukaryota; Fungi; Ascomycota; Sordariomycetes; Microascales; Microascaceae
Product: Acetylxylan esterase
Exons: 3
Coding region: 1-570 (189 amino acids)
Molecular function (GO): hydrolase activity
Source: RefSeq, a predicted model, not a curated record